This is a messenger RNA of Engraulis encrasicolus (European anchovy), 5375 nucleotides long. RefSeq names its product BCL2 associated athanogene 6, like (gene bag6l). The record is from RefSeq and is a predicted model, not a curated record. Gene Ontology annotation, molecular function: polyubiquitin modification-dependent protein binding; misfolded protein binding. The transcript is spliced from 25 exons. Bases 369 to 4256 code for a protein of 1295 amino acids. Gene Ontology annotation, cellular component: BAT3 complex. NCBI's taxonomy places the organism in Eukaryota, Metazoa, Chordata, Actinopteri, Clupeiformes, Engraulidae.
UUGCUUGCUAAAUUGCUGGGAAAGUAGUACCCAUUUAUGUCGACAGUCCUCUAUGAAUGUCAAUACACAUUAUUUUCACUGAAAGACUGAAGUUACAGAUGGGCUAUUCGCUUGGUGUGUUUGCCAGCUGCAAAACGAAAGAGGCUUUUGUUGCUGGCAGUUCCGUGUUUACAUUGUUGAGGGUGGCUGUUGCUUGUCUGGGCUUUGAGGAAAGUACCUGCCAUUACGUGAAAACUAGAACUUAAAAUGUCUGGAUCAAUAAAACGUUAAUACAACGACGUUGCGGGCUCACUUUACAUAUGAACGGCUGUGUUAGUACAUUCAUAGUCAGGCAGUGAUGUAGAUUUGUAGAUGGCCCUUUCUGAACCAUGGAGGAACCGUCGACUAUAGAAGUCACUGUGAAAACUCUGGACUCCCAGAGCAGAAGUUACAAAGUGAGAGGAGAGUUGACUGUGAGGGAGUUUAAGGAGCACAUUGCUGCCUCAGUGGAAAUCCCGGUGGACAAGCAGAGACUCAUUUACCAGGGCCGCGUGCUGCAGGAUGACAGGACUUUGACUGAGUACAAUGUGGAUGGCAAGGUGAUCCACCUGGUGGAGCGUGCCCCUCCCCAGCCCAGCCAGGCAGGCGGGGGUGGCAGCGGUGUGGCAGGCUCCUCGGGGACCGCGGAGGGCGGUGGCUCAGCCCCCUCCCACUCCACCACCUCCACCUCCGCCCCCCCGGGAGGCCCCCACGACCGCAAUGGAAACAACUACGUCAUGCUGGGAACCUUCAACCUACCUGUCAACAUCAUGGACCCCCAGCAGAUACAGAUGCAGGUGCAGCAGAUGAUGUCUGGAGUGGGCGGUGAGGCGGGCCGCGUCCCCCGCGUCAGCACCAGCACUGGGAGCAACGGCACAGUGGACUUGCACAUAAAUUUGGACCAAUCGGUGCAGAGCGAGCCCAGGCUGCGGCUGCAGUUGGCUGAGAACCUGCUGAGGGACAUCCAAUCAGUGAUCAACAGACUAGAGGGUCAGCAGCCGGACGCAGCCACCAAUCAGGCUCCGGCAUCCGAGGCAGCGGCAGCCAACCAGCCCUCUGGCCCGCCCCCAUCCACCCCCACACCAGCUGCUCAGCCAAUGGACACAUCACCCCCAGCGCCUCCUCCACCAACCACGGAGACCACCACCACAUCCUCCACAUCCACCUCUACUUCAACCUUCUCCUCCUCCUCCUCUUCUUCAUCCUCCACCUCCACUUCCACCUCCAGUCAGACAGAUGGCACUGCCCAAACUGGACCCAAUCACCCGAGUCCUGCUGAGCUGGUGGAGGUCCUGUCGGAGGUGAGGCGCCUGGAGGAGCGCCUGCGUCCAUUUAUGGAGAGGACCCACUCCAUCCUGGGGGCCGCCUCCUCCGCCGACUACAACAACAACACUCAGGAGCGUGAGGAGGACCAGCGCACCCUUAACCUAGUGGGGGAGUCCCUGCGUCUCCUGGGCAACACGCUGGUCAACCUGAGCGACCUGCGCUGCAACCUGUCAGCCCAGCCCCCCCGCCACCUGCACGUGGUGCGGCCCAUCUCCCACUACACCUCUCCCAUGCUGCUCCAGGGUGGCAUGCCCCACAUCCCCAUUCCGAUGAACCUUGGGACCACUGUCACUGUGACGUCCAAUGGCAGACAAGCCACCGAGGGCCAGGCCCAGCCCCCUCCUGCUCCGGGCCAACCGGAUCAGCCGAACCAGGGACAGGCCCCGCCCCCGCAGCCCAAUGCCACCAAUCAGCAGGGCCAGCCUCAGGGCCCCGGACCCCGCGUCAUCAGGAUCACACACCAGACCAUGGAGCCAGUGGUCAUGAUGCAGAUGAACCUGGACGACUCGGGCACAGGGCCCCAGGCAACCGGACAACCAAACGCCUCCACUCCUGGACACGCAGGUCUGCCUCCAGAGUUCAUGCAGGCCAUCGUGCACCAGAUCUCCCAGCAGGCCGCAGCCAUGGCAGCCGCCCACGCAACCGGACACGCCCACAUGCCCCCGGGCACCGGCGGCACCGCCCCCGGGGUACCCCCGACCCACCCGCACCCCCACCCUCAUGCCCACCCCCAUCCCCACCCCCACCCUCAUGGACACCCCCAUGCCCGCGUGGUCAUCACCCGGCCGUCGUUUGUGUCCCGCAUCCCCCCGCCCACCAACAUCAGGGCCAACAUGCCCGCUGGAGCACCACCAGGCACGCAGAUGCCGGGACAGGGCAUCCCUGGAGCUCCUGGUGGAGUCCCUUCUCCCCUCAGCCAGAUGGUCUCUGGCAUAGUGGGACAGCUGCUCAUGCCAGUAAACACAGGUGGUGAACCGACGUCCAGCAACUCGUCCUCCCACACCUUCUCCUUCUCUUCCUCUUCCUCCUCCUCUUCGUCCUCCUCUUCCUCCUUCUCCACCACCCCGGCCUCUGCCGCCCCGCCCCCCACCCCCUCCACCCAGACCACCACCGGCACCCCAGAGGGCGGCCCUCGACCUGCCAGUCAGGCGCCCGGCGAGGGUGGGAUUGGUGGGCCUCCCCAGGGGGAGGGAGGUGGCAUGGAGGGCAACCUGGCCCAGCUACUGGGCUCCCUGCUGGGGGGCGUGGCAACCGGCCCUGGAGGGGCGGCGGGACCGGGCGGCUCGCCGUCAAUCACGGUCACCGUGCCGGGAGUGCCCGCCUUCCUGCAGGGCAUGUCCGAGUUCAUGCAGGCCAGCCAGCCCGUCUUCUCUCCCCCUCCCGGCUCCCACCCCCAUCCUCCUCCACCCCCCACCUCCACCACCGCUCCACCUCCCGCCUCCGCCACCCCCGGCGGUCCCCCCCCCCCCUCCUCCACCACCCAGCCCUCUGCUCCCCCUCCCCCCUCCUCUGGAGCGGGGCCUGGCGGGGAGACCCUGAGCCCAGAGCUGUUCACGGGCAUCGUGCAGGGCGUGCUGUCCACGCUGCUGGGCUCCCUAGGCGCCGGAGGGGGCAGCAGCGAGAGCAUCGCCCAGUUCAUACAGCGCCUCUCGCAGACCAGCAACCUCUUCACGCCGGGCUCCGGGGACGCCGUGGGUUUCUUUGGUGAUCUCCUGUCGCUGGUGUGCCAGAGCUUCUCCAUGGUGGACAUGGUGCUGCUGCUGCACGGCAACCCACAGCCCCUCAGCCGCAUCCAGCCGCAGCUCAGCGCCUUCUUCAGAGAGCACUACCUGCAGGGCAGGGAGGCCACCGACGCAAACAUCAACUCUUCAUCAGAGGAGCUCAUCAACGGGCUAGAGGAGUACAUUGCUGAGAGCUUUGCCACGGUGGCUGUGCGUGAGGGGGUGGACAUCGUGCAGACCAACCUGUCCUUCCUGCGACAGCAGUUCACGCGCAUGGCCACACACAUCCUGCGAUGCACAGACCACACCUUUGGGCCGCGCCUGCUGUACAUGUGCACCCAGGGCCUGUUUGAGUGCCUGGCCCUCAACCUCUACUGCCUGAGGGGGGAGCAGAGGGCUCUCACCGCCGUCAUCAACCACCGCAUCAGGAGGAUGUCUGCGGAGGUGAACCCCAGUCUGGUGAACUGGCUGACCAGCAUGAUGUCCAUGAGGCUGCACGUCAUCCUGGAGCACAACCCAGUGCAGGAGGGAGACAUCAUCCACUAUGUCAUACACACUCAGAGUGAUGCAGCCCAGAGGGAACCAGAGUCCCAGGCUGAGCAGCCGGACGAUGUCCAGAAUGUCGAGAUGGAGGAGACGAUGUCCCCAGCCCCGGCCACCACGGCGGAGGAGGCCAUGCUGACCAAUGCAGCGGACGCGGCCGAGGGCACGGGGUCACGCCGCACGUCAUCAGCUGAGACCAGAGGAGCUGGCGCCAUGCCAACAGCAGUGGCGGCAUCAGCAGUAGGGCGAGCGGAGGCCGGUGCGGAUGCGGAGCCGUGGGCUGCUGCAGUGCCACCCGAAUGGGUGCCCAUCAUCAGGCAUGACAUCUUGGCCCAGAGAGAGAUUAAGAGUCAGCCGCCACUGUCCGAUGCCUACCUCCACGGCAUGCCUGCCAAGAGAAGGAAGACGGCCCAGGGUGACGGCCCCCACCUCACCCUGUCGGAUGCGGUGAGCAGAGCGUCCCGGGCGGCCGGCGUGCGUCCCGUCACCUCCCCAGAGAGCCUGCAGGGGGAGCUGGAGAGCCCCGAGCUGCAGCAGGCCUACAGCGAACAGGUCAAGAGGGAUGUCAAGAAACGGCUGAACGACGAUCCAGACUACAACUCGCAACGUUUCCCCAACACACACCGUGCUUUCUCUGAAGACUCAUAAUCUUAUUGGCCCGCUUCACCUGUCAGUCAGUGUGUGUGUGAAUGUCCCUCCCGCCCUCCUGCCCUUAUCCAUCCAGUAAUCUGUAACUUCCAAGCUGGUCGACGCCCACAAGAGGAAGAAGGAAGAGGAGUGGCUUCUAGUUUGGACAUUGUGGCUUUUUUCCCUCAGAAAGAAAAAAAAAACACGCCUUCAGACAUGGCACAAUUUGCAAGUCAUGGCUUGAUGUCUCUCCUCAUACACCUCAACAACUGCCGUCGGGUCCAACAGCCACAGUCAGUCAUACAAAGACGUACACGUGUACACACACACACACACACACACACACACACACACACACACACACACACACACACACACACACACACACACACACCUCCACACCUGUUGGAGUAGUAACAUGCUCAUAUCACCACAUCCUCCAUAUGUAGUUUUUUAUUUGUUUUAUUUUUAUUCUUUUCUGGAUAGCACCCUGCUUAGAGACACAACACCUUCAAGCUGUGGACAAUGCCAGACCUAGCACCCCUGUGUGUGUGCGUGUGCGCGUGUGCGUGCGUGCAUAUAUGUGUGUGUGUGUGCGUGUGUGUGUGUGUGUGUGUGUGGUCUCGUCUCCUGCUGCUACACAGUGCAUUCUGAGGCUUGCUUGUUAAUUUCCUGAGUUGUAAUGUUAAGUUGUACAUUGUGGUUGAGAUGUCGAUAGUUCGAUAUUGAGGUCUUGAUAAAUGAAUGUGAGAAUGGGAGGUAAAGGGUUGAUUUAAAUAAAAAAGUGCAUAUUGGACUUAAGAAAAAUCACUGUCAUAUACCGUAGGAUAGAACAGUUUUAUUCACUGAUUUUAGUCCAAUUUGACCAUACGGAAAAGGAUGUGAAAAACUGCUGACUGCUGACUUUUUCAACAACAAAAAGUUAGAUGUUCAUGUUAAGUCUAAAGACUGUCUUCCUGGUGGUCGUUUUAUGGUGAAAUCAAAACAGACUCCUAAACAUGAUGCAUCAAAACAUGACAAAUGCUCACCUUAAAUGUUUUGAUGGAUAUUCUUUGUCUUCAUGCUUCAGUCGUACCCAAUGCGCUACUCUUUAUUACUAAGAUGUGUUUUGAUUAUCUAUAAUAAAGAAAUGUAAGUCUU